Messenger RNA from Humulus lupulus (European hop), 1740 nucleotides. RefSeq lists its product as uncharacterized. Bases 1 to 1740 code for a protein of 579 amino acids. The record is from RefSeq and is a predicted model, not a curated record. NCBI's taxonomy places the organism in Eukaryota, Viridiplantae, Streptophyta, Magnoliopsida, Rosales, Cannabaceae. The transcript has 3 exons.
AUGAUCCCCAAGUCUAUGUAUGAGGUUCGAAAAUUUCUUCGAUUAUUUGAUUUAGGAUAUGAAAAGAUUCAUGUGUGUUUUAAUGAUUGUUGUUUGUUUAGAAAAGAUAAAGAAAACUUGCAAGAAUGUCCAACAUGUGGAACUUCACGUUGGAUGUCAGAUAAGCUGACUAAAAAGGUUCGACAUGGUGUCCCAGCAAAAGUUUUGAGGUACUUUCCUAUAAUCCCUAGGUUGAAACGGAUGUUCAUGUCUAAAAGAAUUUCAAAGGAAUUAAGAUGGCAUCACAACAAUAAAAGUUGCGAUGGAAAAAUGCGUCACCCAGUGGAUUCAGCAGCAUGGGAGCUAGUCAAUGAUAAAUGGCCAUCAUUUUCAAAUGAAGAGAGAAAUAUUAGACUUGGCCUUUCCACAGAUGGAUUUAACCCAUUUAGUAAUUUAAGUUCUAAGUAUAGUGUUUGGCCUGUUUUGUUGGUCAUGUACAACUUACCCCCAUGGUUGUGCAUGAAACAGGAGAAUAAUUUAUUAUCAAUGUUAAUUCCAGGACCUAAACAGCCUGGGAAUGAUAUUGAUAUAUACUUAGAACCCCUCGUAGAGGACUUGAAAUUAUUAUGGAAUGAGGGUGUUGAUACUCAUGAUGCAUUGGACAAUACAAAUUUCAAGUUGCAGACUAUUUUGAUGUGGACAAUCCAAGAUUUUCCAGCAUACGGGAACCUUGCUGGUUGUAAAAAUAAGGGAUGUUUUAGUUGUCCCCAAUGUGGUUAUGGUACUCAUUCAGAGUGGCUAAAACAUAGUGGGAAGUUUUCAUAUCGAGGUCAUCGGAAAUUUCUUAAAGAAGACCAUCCAUUUCGGAGUAAAAGAAAGAAAAAUGUUUGUGAAAGCAUCUGUAAUACAUUGCUAGAUGUUGCUGGAAAAAGUAAAGAUGGACUAAAAGCUCGCUUGGAUUUGCAACAUAUGGGUAUUAGGAGUGCAUUACACCCACAAGAGAAGGGGACUAGAACCUAUCUUCCUGCAGCUUUACACACACUAUCAAAGCUUGAGAAAGAAUUAUUUUGUAAAAGGUUGUUCUCAUUGAAAGUACCUGAUGGAUAUAGUUCAAAUAUUCGAAAUUGUGUUUCAAUGGAACAAUGCAAGCUCAUGGGCCUUAAGUCACACGAUUGCCACAUUUUGAUGCAACAAUUACUACCGGUGGCUAUAAAAGGAUUGAUGCCAUUGGGUCCAAGAGAUGCUAUAAUAAGAUUAUGCACGUUCUUUAAUCGAAUAUGUCAACGUGUUCUUGAUAGAGAAAGCAUAAUGACAUUAGAAAAUGAUGUUAUUGAAACUUUAUGCUUACUAGAGAGAUUCUUUCCACCAUCAUUUUUUGAUGUCAUGAUUCACUUAGUGGUUCAUAUCGGACGAGAAGCACGACUAUUUUAUGUGAACAUUCUAUUAAUGAUGAGCAAUUGUGUGAUUAAUAGACGCAUGAAGAUAUUGAAAGAUUAUGUCAGAAAUCGAGCAAGGCCUGAAGGUUGUAUUGCAGAGUGUUAUCUUGCAGAUGAGUGUGUGAGCUUUUGUAAUGAAUUCACUGACCAUUCAAUUGAACUAAACACAAAAAAAGGUCGAAAUGAAGAGUGGUCAAAUGAUGUGAUACUUGAAGGUCGUCCAAUUUCUAGGAGGAAAGAAAUUAUAUUGACAGAUGAGUUGUUAGAAAUUGCACAUCGAUACAUUCUGUUAAAUACAUCUGUUGUGGAGCCUUUUCCAGAGUAA